CAGCAGAGAGUGAAGAUGAUGAUGAAAUGGAAGUUGAAGACCAGGACAGCAAAGAAACCAAAAAGCCAAACAUCAUAAAUUUUGACACAAGUCUGCCAACCUCACAUACAUACCUGGGUGCGGACAUGGAAGAGUUUCACGGCCGGACUUUGCAUGAUGAUGACAGUUGUCAAGUGAUUCCAGUUCUGCCACAGGUGAUGAUGAUCCUGAUUCCUGGGCAGACUCUACCUCUACGGCUUUUUAGCCCUCAGGAAGUCAGUAUGGUGCGGAAUUUAAUUCAGAAAGAUAGAACUUUUGCCGUUCUUGCAUACAGUAAUAUACAGGAAAGGGAAGCACAGUUUGGAACAACAGCAGAGAUAUAUGCCUACAGAGAAGAGCAAGACUUUGGAAUUGAAAUAGUGAAAGUGAAAGCAGUUGGAAGACAAAGGUUCAAAGUCCUUGAGCUAAGAACACAGUCAGAUGGAAUCCAGCAAGCUAAAGUGCAAAUUCUUCCUGAAUGUGUUUUGCCUUCAACUAUGUCUGCAGUUCAGUUAGAAUCACUCAAUAAGUGCCAGAUAUUUCCUUCAAAACCUGUCUCAUGGGAAGACCAAUAUUCAUGUAAAUGGUGGCAGAAAUACCAGAAGAGAAAGUUUCACUGUGCAAAUCUGACUUCAUGGCCUCGCUGGCUAUAUUCAUUAUAUGAUGCUGAAACCUUAAUGGAUAGAAUAAAGAAACAGCUACGUGAAUGGGAUGAAAAUUUAAAAGAUGAUUCUCUUCCUUCAAAUCCAAUAGAUUUUUCUUACAGAGUAGCUGCUUGUCUUCCUAUUGAUGAUGUCUUACGAAUUCAACUCCUUAAAAUUGGUAGUGCUAUCCAACGACUUCGCUGCGAAUUAGACAUUAUGAAUAAAUGUACUUCCCUUUGCUGUAAACAAUGUCAGGAAACAGAAAUAACAACCAAAAAUGAAAUAUUCAGUUUAUCCUUAUGUGGGCCAAUGGCUGCUUAUGUGAACCCUCAUGGAUAUGUGCACGAGACACUCACUGUGUAUAAAGCUUGCAACUUGAAUCUGACAAGCCGGCCUUCUACAGAGCACAGUUGGUUUCCUGGGUAUGCCUGGACUGUUGCCCAGUGUAGGAUCUGUGCGAGCCAUAUUGGAUGGAAAUUUACAGCCACCAAAAAAGACAUGUCACCUCAAAAAUUCUGGGGUCUAACUCGAUCUGCUCUGUUACCCACAAUCCCAGACACUGACGAUGAAAUAAGCCCAGAUAAAGUAAUACUUUGCUUGUAAUGGAGAUGGUAGGGAUACAAUUACCGCCUCUGAUACACAUGUAAGUAAAGAGCAACAUUUACAUGGAGAGUUAUAGUUUCCUAGUUCAACUGUAUUUGAAGAUUUAAGUUCAAGUACCCCUUUAGAGAAACUAAAAAUCAUUCUAGACUACAAGUUGAGUUUAAAUACUUUAGUAGCUUGGAGCCAUGAUCCUGUGGAAUGUGCUAUGUCUGAAAACGCCAUUUUUAGGACAUCUUUGAAAGCAAUGUUACUGUCCAGUGCACAAUAAAUUAAUCAUCUGAUCCUCUUUAUGAAGAACAUACUGGGCCUCAGUAUUGUCAAUGGUGAAGUUCUAAGAGCUAGGGUGCCAAGUACAUGUUUUUUGUUUGUUUUUUGAAAGAGGCAAGAAGUUGUACAUUAUUUUAAAAGGACUUUUGUUAUCUUUAGCUUCUCUGACAAUGAUUUGUAAAUUUUCAAAAUUUAAGAGUAAAAUGCACUUUGAGCCCAAAAAGUUUUUAUUUCCAUUGUGUACUUGAAAUAUUUGUUCAAACUAGAACCCUAGUUAUUACGUUCCAUACAAAGCAUUGUUUUUAAAACGUCAUAAUUUGAACCUAAACUCUUCUGGAGCAAAUACCAAAACAUGUUCUUUGCAUACAGGCCAAAAGGGCUACUGUGUUUUGUGGGCUAUUUAAUGUACAAUGAAGAAAUUGGGUAAGUAAGUAAACUUUAAGACCAAACCUAAACAUCUUUGUUUCAGUAAUAAAUUUAAGAUAUAAUUCUAGGUAGACUGCUUUGCCACUUACAUGCCAAUAUAUUCAAGGGUUUAGUGGGUUGUUUUACAUUUGUGCAAUUAAAUUUAGUUUUGAUAUUCUGUCACUCUUUACAUGCUUCAAACUAAUCAGGUAAACUUUUAAUCAAUCUAUAGUAUGAGGCCAAAAACAGACUGUUAAUUCAUAAUUUUGGUCAGAAUAAGUGGAAAGAAACUCUAGAAUAGGUAGUAUGUUGAGAUUGUAAUUUUUUUCCUAUUCUGCCCUCAAAUUUACUCCAAAUAGAUCCCUGGAAGUCCUCUUCAGAGUAUAGUGCAAUCUAAACCAAAUGAACUUGAGAAAAUUAAUUGCUUUUACCUUUAUAACCUCAAGGGUACAAUUUCUGAACAUUUUAUUGUUUACAAAUAUGACAGAGGCAGAUCUCUGAGUUAAAUCUUCAUACUUCCUAUGGAAAAUA
This is a messenger RNA of Fukomys damarensis (Damara mole-rat), 2468 nucleotides long. It is a transcript of the gene Crbn, whose product is annotated as cereblon. Gene Ontology annotation, biological process: protein ubiquitination. The coding region runs from base 27 to 1265 and encodes 412 amino acids. The record is from RefSeq and is a predicted model, not a curated record. Gene Ontology annotation, cellular component: Cul4A-RING E3 ubiquitin ligase complex. The transcript has 10 exons. Lineage: Eukaryota; Metazoa; Chordata; Mammalia; Rodentia; Bathyergidae.